AUGGCUGAAAUUCAGUCCCUAACGGUCCUUAUCAGACGCUUGGAAGCGGCUACUUCCCGCCUCGAAGAUCUGGCCACCUCUGGCACUUCUGCUGCUGCCGUUGCGGGUAGCCUUGGGCGUGACUCAAAUGGGAAUCAACCUACCGAGCCUUCUAAUAUACUUCCUGGUAAUGGCACGGCUGCCGAAACAAAAUUUUCCGUCUCUCUUGACGCUUAUGAUGAAUUAAUCAAGGGUCCUUUAAAUAAUUUUAUUGAGCUUUCUAAAAGUAUUGGUGGCAUUGUACAAGAUCAGGGUCAUUCAGUUGAAGAUAUUUUUAAAGCCCAGCGCGACUUCAUAUACAUUUCUACACAGAGUACAAAGCCAAAAACUCCCGAAACAUUGGUUGAAUUAUUAAGACCAACUCAACAAGCUGUUGAAAAAGUUUGCGCAUAUACAGAAAAUAACCGUAUUUCACCAUUCUUUAAUCACUUAAUAACUGUGAGUGAAGGUAUUGGUGUGUUUUUUUGGGUCACAUUGGAAGAAACCGCUGAAAUGGAGGAAAAAUUGUUGUCCACGGUUAAAGGGUAUAUAGAAAGUUCUCAAUACUAUGCUAAUCGUGUAAUUAUGGAGUUCAAAGACAAGGAUCGUUCUCAUGUUGAGUGGGCCAACAGCUAUAUUCUUCUUCUGACAGGAAUUCAUCAGUAUAUUACCAAAUUUCAUACCCAUGGACUCGUCUGGAAUCCAAAGGGUGCCAAACCAGAGACAUUCAUAGGCAGAAAACCUGUUGGGUCUAAAUCAACGUCUGCAUCAACACCAUCAAGUGUUUCUGGUCCAACCGAUAUGAGUGCUGUAUUUAAAGACAUUAAUCGUGGAGAGGAUAUCACAUCCAGCUUGAAGAAAGUUGAUAGAAGUCAAAUGACCCACAAAAAUCCUAACUUACGGGCUGGUAGUACUGUGUCUUUUACUAGUGCCCAAAAAAAGGGUCCUACUGCUCCCCCAAAGCCUGCAUCAUUAUCUCUUAAAAAACCUCCUAAAAAGGAAUUUGAUAAUAAUAAAUGGAUUAUCGAAAAUUAUGAAAACGACAAUAAUAUUGUGAUUGAGGAAACUGCAAUAAAUCAUACAAUCUAUAUAUUUGGAUGCAAGAACUCGACAAUAAAUUCAUGCCAAAGAACUGACCUUCUUGUAGAUACUGCAGUUGCAACAGUUGAUAUAGUGAAUUGUAAAUCUUUUCAACUUCAGAUUCAGGGCAAAGUACCAGUAAUUGCUGUAGACAAGACCGAUAGCGGCCAAAUCUAUUUAUCUGAGGAAUGUCUCAAUGUUGAAGUUUUUACUGCAAAAAGUUCCUCUAUUAAUAUUCAAAUGCCGACCUAUGAUGGAGAAUUCGAAGAAAAACCCAUUCCAGAGCAGUUGAAGAGUACUAUAGUUGAUAGAAAGCUUGUUUUUACCCCUGUUGAACAUGCAGGAUAA
Molecule: messenger RNA, 1446 nt
Organism: Cetraspora pellucida
Lineage: Eukaryota; Fungi; Glomeromycota; Glomeromycetes; Diversisporales; Gigasporaceae
Source: the annotation of a GenBank genome assembly